UAUAUAUUGGAGUCAAUGAGUGUCACUAUUAGUAGUAGUAAUGAUAUGAAUGCCAUAAUAAAAGUGUUGUCAUUAUUGCCGGCAAUUGAAAGGCAAUACUUCCACGUCUUAUACGAUAAACACUUAGUUUGAAGUGAUUGUCGCACAAAAACAAGACAUUAAUGGCAAACAUGUUGUUGUUGUCAUUGUUAUCCUCAUUGGCUUUAUUACUGGCAUUCAAUGCAAUUGUCAUCUCAGGUCAGACAAGUGGUGGACAACAAGGAGUGGUCAACGCAAAGGUAGACCGAGUUAUCGAUAUAUCGUCACAAUUGGUUAAAAUACAGACACGUGUUGUGGUCGACAAUAGCAAGAAUCAGAAGAAAUUAGAUCACUAUUUGGUUGUUUUGGAUGAUAAUGAAAGACAACAAUUAUCGUAUAUCUCGGCCACUAUCGACAAGAAUCCGCUUAAAGUAACCAAAAUUGAUGACAAGACUUAUCGAUUAGAGUUGGCCUCUACUGAGGCCAUUGCUGCCGGACAGUCGGCCAGUGCUACCAUUGAGAUUGAAUCUGUAUUAACACACGCAUUGUUGCCAUUCCCGACACAAAUAGUACAAUCGGAUCGACAACUCGUCCAAUAUUUCGGUAACGUUUACUUCUUGAGUCCGUAUGAGACGCGAACCCAAACAACUAAAGUAAAGUUGACGCCAACCGGUAGUAUCGAGUCGUACACCAAAUUGAAACCUACGGCACAAACUGACCGAACCAUAACAUAUGGUCCGUACGAAAACAUUGCGGCCAACAGUCAGUCUGAACUAAAGAUACACUACGAGAACAACUCACCCUUUUUGACAGUCACUCGACUCGAGCGUAACAUUGAGGUUAGCCAUUGGUCGGCCAUUGUAUCAGUAGAAGAAACUAUUGAUGUUUUACAUACCGGAGCUGAACUUAAAGGUCCGUUUUCUCGGUAUGAGUUCCAACGGGAACCGACUAAUGGUAUAUCAUCGGUAAAGUCAUGGAAAACCAAACUACCAUUGAAUGCAUACGACAUCUACUAUAGAGAUGAAAUCGGAAACAUUUCGACCAGUAAUUUAAAGGCCACUUCAAAGCAUUUGGUCGCUGAUCUGAGGCCACGAUUUCCGUUAUUUGGUGGUUGGAAAACACAUUAUGUUUUGGGUUAUUAUAUUACCUCCCAAAACGUUUUGCUCAACGAUGGCAACGAUUUUGUUCUUAAGGUACCAUUUAUUGAUCACAUCUUUGACAACAGCAUUAUCGAUGAUGUCGUCGUCAAAGUGAUACUCCCGGAGGGCGCGUAUGACAUCAACUAUAGAUCAGCCUAUUCUGUGGAUCGCCAGAAGGAUCAGAAACACUAUACAUAUUUGGAUACAAUUGGUCGCACAGUAUUGGUCUUUCAAAAGAGCAAUUUAGUCGAAGAUCACAUCCAGGAUCUUGAAGUGCACUAUAAGUUUCAGAAGAUAUUUAUGCUUCAGGAACCACUUCUUAUAGUUGUCGCCAUAUUUUCGCUCUGCAUUCUUGUCAUUAUUUUUGUUAGACUCGACUUCAGUAUAUCGAAGAAUCCGCAGAAAACAAGCAAAGCUGAAACAAAAGUAAAAACCAAAUAAUGAUUUAUCGAUCACUCAUAAAGCCUUCACUUUAGUUAUUAUUAUUAUUAUU
Oppia nitens is the source of this 1650-nucleotide messenger RNA. Its product is annotated as dolichyl-diphosphooligosaccharide--protein glycosyltransferase subunit 1-like. Bases 162 to 1598 code for a protein of 478 amino acids. The record is from RefSeq and is a predicted model, not a curated record. The transcript has a single exon. Gene Ontology annotation, cellular component: oligosaccharyltransferase complex; membrane. Lineage: Eukaryota; Metazoa; Arthropoda; Arachnida; Sarcoptiformes; Oppiidae.